Puccinia triticina is the source of this 1572-nucleotide messenger RNA. RefSeq lists its product as uncharacterized. The record is from RefSeq and is a predicted model, not a curated record. Bases 1 to 1572 code for a protein of 523 amino acids. NCBI's taxonomy places the organism in Eukaryota, Fungi, Basidiomycota, Pucciniomycetes, Pucciniales, Pucciniaceae. The transcript is spliced from 13 exons.
AUGUACUCCAAAAAAUCAGCCUUGAUACGGGUGCCGGCUUCAACUCUUGCGUUGUUCACCUUGGUGAUUCUGAGCACAAGCCCGCCUGUCUUUUCAAAAUCAACUUCUGAGAAGUCUGCAUCCCCAUCUGCGGCAGCGAAGUCUGCAUCCUCAUUCGAAUCGGAUCCAUGCGGUGUCAACACUGCCAACUUCAGUCUCACCCCAGAACUGUGGAAUUCAGCUGGAAUGGACGAAUACAUUGCAAAGCAUCCGCUCACUCAGAAUUCAACCAUCUCGCAAUUUGCAGCCUCACUAGGAAUGCCUAAUUUCUUCUGCGGCAUCGGUUCAGAAUGUGGGGCUGGUCAACUUUGUUAUCCGGCAAUUGGGAAGGAUUACCUUAUUUUGUAUGCAGUUCAGCAAUGGAAUAAUUUUAUGAAUGAGCUCUAUAGGGUGGUUGCCAGUAUCACCAUGAUGUUGUCAGAUACAUCCGCUGUCAUUGUUACUGAUUUUAUUCCACUCGGGCUCCCGCCUGAUAAAUCUAUAUUCGGCUGGGGAAUUGCGACUAUUGUAUUUGCAAGCCUUGCGAUGUUUACGGGACCAUUGGUUGCUUGUCUUGCACCAGCCCAAGCAAUUCCUAAAGUUGUAUCAGCUGCAAAGACUGCAGAAGGUGCCAUAAAGGCCGCUAAUGGUGCAAAAUCGGUCGAUGAGGCUGCACGUGCGAGUGACAUGGCGGACGGUGCAGAAAUGGCGAAAAUGAUUGACAAGGCUAAGGUCCCGGCUGUUUAUCCACAUGUCCCAAUCCCCGAGCAUUUAGAGACCCAAUACAAAGGUGUUCUGUUCCGCGGCAAGCCCUCGACUACCGAGACAAAUCAUCUAGCGGCACGCUCUCUUGAUCACAAAAGGUCGCACCGUUUACAAAAGAGAGGGCCACCCAAUGUCUUAGCAUACAGUAGGUGGAGUUUCCUGGACAUUCACUUAGGAAGGCUGCGCACCAAGAUACAAGACUUUAUUUCGAUCACCGUCAAGACUGCACUGGCAACUCCGAUUUAUAGUGAUGCUGGCCUUGCACCAAUCCUAAUGCAAGGUGCAUUCCUUGCCCAAAAUCCUUCCUGGGAGACCAUGACCGCAGAUAACACAAAACUUGCAAAUAUUGUCCUUCUUUCAAAUUUUUUCAAAGGCCUUGGAUUUGUGGCCACAAUUGGUCAGGAUCCAUGUCACUUCGAGGGUCCGGCCGGUGCCUGGGGUGGAGACAAUGUUCUUUCUCACUGUGAUGAGCAGGGAGUGAUGAGAAGCAUAGUUAUGACUGAUGGUGAUAAUUUUGAUCACAGAAUUAGGAAUGCAAAUCUGAUAUCUCAAAAGUACAAGUAUAACGUGUAUGACCUGGUUACACAAGCAGCUGAGUGUCAAGCUAAAUUUGGUCUUGAGGCUGAAACUAAGGCACCUACCCCAGUCAAGGAGAAUUCUCUCUGUGCUUUCCAAUUGCCUGUUUGUGACAUGUCAACUCCUGAGAUGAAACGGCGAUUGGCUGAAAAACAUGUUAAGGAGAAAUACAAGGCCAAGGCAUGUCGGGAAGAAUACAAGCUUCCUAUCUAG